AUGUCGCUCAGGCGUUUGUUUUUUGCUGGCACUCCUGGGACACGGCCUGCUUUGUCCGCUGAGCGCACGCCUGGCGCUCGUUUCCUGCAGCGGCGUCCUGGAUCACGGAGGCACGCCGCGGACACCGACCCCGGCUCCCGCAAGCUUGGGGCGGACGAUGCUGGGCGGCCCGCCCGGGCGUCCACGACGAGCAACCGCUUUCUUCAGAGGCUGUCGGAGCUGGAAAGGUCGGCGGCGCUCACUGGCGCGAAGAGCGGUGGUUUCUCGCAGGUGUGUGGGCGUGGUCGUGAAGAGAAGGUUCUUAGCGAGCGGAAGCGCAUGCUUGUCUUCAGGGAUGUUGGAAUGGACCUGGACAAACCGAUUCUGUCGCGCGACGUGUUUCUUGUGUUCAAGUACUUCCGCUACGGCAUUGAGUUUGCCGUGGACAACGAACUGGAGCGCAUGCUGCGCUACUUCAACGAGCACGCGCUGAACGAGCUGAAAAUCAUCCAGAACAGCAAGCUCAUGCGCGGCCCUGGGGUGCUCAGCCGGAAAAGGGGUCGCCCACUGCACGGGGGCGCGACGUCUCAGUCGUCGCCGGCGUUUCCAUCCGUGCGGGCGGCCAAUGUGCGCCAGUUCUGCGGCUACACAAGAGCAACGGAGCAGAGGGUGGCUGCGCUUAUGGGCCCCGGCUCACUCUGCGCCUCCUUUUGCCGUGCGAAGGAGGACGCCACGGCGAAGCCUUGGCCAAGGACGCGCCACUUUUGCGAGCAGGACCCCGCGCAAAUGACGCCCUUUUCCUCUGCGACCUUUCGGCGACCCGCGGUCGUCAUUUACACGCAGCUGGGACAGAAACUCGGGGCGCAGGCGGACUUGGAGUGGCGUCGUCUGGCGUACGCCACCAUCCACCCUUCGCUGCUGCAGUUCCUUCCGACGGCGGAUGCGACGGGCGAGGGGCACGUCGCGUCGACAUGCGAGCACCACAAAGGGGGGCUCCGUCACAGUUCCAGGGAGGCACCAGGGAGCGGGAGAGGGCACGCCAUGCCACUCGAUGUGGUUUCGCUGCGCAGCAUGGAUGUGUACAAGUAUCGCUGGGUGCACCGUCUGUAUGUGCGCCGCUUUGCCCAGUCACUCGCUUCCCCUGCCUCCUCCUCGGAGCACACGGUAGGCGCGUCCGCGGUGAGUGGGCUGAUAACGGCGUCCACCACAUUUGUCGGGUGCAGGCUGCUCCAGCCUUUCUACUCUGUCCUGGGCCUGCGCAACUACCUGUCGCCGCACGUCAUGCUUGUGGACCACGAGGGGGUGAUUCGCUGGCUGACGGCGGGCUGCCCCGACGACUACGAGAGGGAGCACUUUCCUGCGCUGCUAAGACAACUUGAAGAGGAGUACAAUCUCGCACGAAGUCGCUGA
Trypanosoma conorhini is the source of this 1389-nucleotide messenger RNA. RefSeq lists its product as uncharacterized. The coding region runs from base 1 to 1389 and encodes 462 amino acids. NCBI's taxonomy places the organism in Eukaryota, Euglenozoa, Kinetoplastea, Trypanosomatida, Trypanosomatidae. The transcript has a single exon. The record is from RefSeq and is a predicted model, not a curated record.